CCUAAAACCCUCGAAACUUUAGAAGCCUAGAAGGGGCUUCUUCACAGUUCACUUCUCACUUAUCUUCAACAGUUUUAUCCUUUCUCUCCUCCCCUCUCCUCUCCAAUGGCGCCUGUUCUUAGCAGAACUAUGGCAUGCGCGUCUUUGGCUUCACUUCCCUCAUCUUCUUCAUUCGCCCUCAAAAAUACCCACAACAAAGUAUUGAAUUUAAGCAGUAGUUUCUGCCCACGUAAUAAAUUGCCUAGAACUUGUCCCAAAUUUAGCAUUUCUAAGAAAUUUCAGAGAAAAUCCGAUAAAUUAUCUGUUCGUUGUGAUGCUGCUGUUUCUGAACAAGAGGCUCCUCAGGAUGCCUCUGGUGAGAAGUUUGAGUAUCAAGCCGAGGUGAGUAGGUUGAUGGAUUUAAUCGUACACAGCCUGUACAGCCACAAGGAAGUGUUCCUCCGAGAACUUGUUAGUAAUGCGAGUGAUGCAUUGGACAAGCUCAGAUUUUCAAGUGUUACCGACCCCUCCCUACUCGGGGAAGCUGGAAAUCUUGAAAUACGCAUCAAACCUGAUCCGGAAAAUGGGACCAUCACAAUUAGGGAUACUGGUAUUGGAAUGACAAAAGAGGAGCUUGUUGAUUGUUUGGGAACUAUUGCACAGAGUGGCACCUCAAAGUUCCUAAAAGCAUUGAAGGAAAACCAAGAUGGUGCUGACAAUAGUUUAAUUGGACAAUUUGGUGUUGGAUUUUACUCAGCGUUUCUGGUUGCAGAUAGGGUUGUCGUGUCUACGAAAAGCCCAAGGUCUGACAAGCAGUAUGUCUGGGAAGCAGUAGCUGAUAGUAGCUCAUAUGUGAUCAGGGAAGAAACUGACCCCGAGAAGAUCCUGAAGCGUGGAACGGAAAUCACGUUGUACCUAAGGCCUGAUGACAAGUAUGAAUUCUCAGACCCCGCUAGAAUUCAGAGUUUGGUGAAAAACUAUUCACAAUUUGUUUCUUUUCCCAUCUACACAUGGCAAGAAAAAUCAAGAACUGUUGAGGUGGAGGAGGAAGAAGAACCAAAAGAGGGAGAAGAGAAACCAGAGGGUGAAAAGAAGAAGAAGAGUGUCACUGAGAAAUACUGGGACUGGGAGUUGACCAACGAGACCAAGCCUAUAUGGAUGCGAAGCGCUAAAGAUGUCCCAAAGGAUGAGUAUUAUGAAUUCUACAAGAAGACGUUCAGUGAAUUCAUGGACCCACUUACAUAUAAUCACUUCACGACAGAGGGAGAAGUCGAGUUUCGGAGUGUGCUCUAUAUCCCUGGGAUGGCACCAAUGAAUAAUGAAGAUGUUAUAAGUCCGAAGACAAAGAACAUACGGUUGUAUGUCAAACGAGUAUUUAUUUCAGACGAUUUUGAUGGUGAACUGUUCCCUCGAUAUUUGAGCUUUGUGAAGGGUGUGGUUGAUUCUGAUGAUCUUCCUCUCAAUGUUUCCCGAGAAAUUCUUCAAGAGAGCAGAAUUGUAAGAAUCAUGAGAAAAAGACUAGUAAGAAAGACAUUUGACAUGGUGCAAGAAUUAUCAGAGAGCGAAAAUAAAGAGGACUACAAAAAAUUCUGGGAGAACUUUGGCAAGUUUCUAAAACUCGGUUGUAUCGAGGACACUGGAAACCACAAACGCAUCACACCUCUUUUGCGGUUCUACUCAUCGAAGAGUGAGGAAGACUUGAUUAGCUUAGACGAUUAUGUUGAAAAUAUGGGUGAGAAACAAAAUGCUAUCUACUAUUUGGCAACAGACAGCCUCAAAAGUGCAAAGAGUGCACCGUUCUUAGAGAAGUUAUUACAAAAGGAUAUUGAGGUUCUGUUCUUAGUUGAGCCUAUAGACGAGGUUGCCAUCCAGAACCUGCAGACAUACAAAGAGAAGAAGUUUGUUGAUAUCAGCAAGGAAGACCUGGAACUUGGUGACGAGGAUGAAGUAAAGGAAAGGGAGACCAAACAAGAAUUCAAUCUUCUGUGUGACUGGAUGAAGCAACAACUUGGUGACAAGGUUUCAAAGGUUCAAGUCUCUAAUCGUCUUUCCUCAUCUCCUUGCGUGCUCGUUUCUGGGAAAUUUGGAUGGUCUGCAAACAUGGAAAGGUUGAUGAAGGCACAGACUCUUGGAGACACUUCAAGCUUGGAGUUCAUGAGGGGUCGGAGAAUAUUAGAGAUCAAUCCUGAUCACCCUAUUGUUAAAGACCUCUAUGCUGCCAGCAAGAAUGAACCGGAUAGCACCGAAGCCAAAAGAGCUGUUGACCUCUUGUAUGAAACAGCUCUCGUAUCGAGUGGAUUCACACCCGACAGCCCAACGGACUUAGGAAACAAGAUCUACGAGAUGAUGACAAUGGCCCUUGGAGGGAGAUGGGGCAGAUUAGAUGAAGGAGCAGAAGAAUCUUCAGAGGAUAAUUCAUCGGAAUCUUCUGAAACUGCAGAAGCUUCAAAUGACCAAGUGGUUGAGCCCUCUGAAGUCAUAACAGAGAAUGACCCAUGGCAAAGUUGAUGAUAGCAGUCAUUGUUUGUUUGGUACACUCAACAUUUUUGCCUCAGAAUUUUGACUUAUUAUUUUAUGGAAGAACGGAAGUAAUCGCUGGACAUGGUAGAGCAUGGUGCAAUUCUUGUUGAGCUUUUAGGGGGAAUUGGUUUUUAGUACUUUUCUUUCUCAUAUGAAAUACUCCGUAUCAAAUUAGCUAGGGGUAGAGCAAAUAAUAUUGACAAGUUAUUCUUAUGCAUAAUCCUACUUGUCUGCUUACAGAAGUGUAAUGUGUGUUUUAGCAAAGAAAAUGGAUUUAUGAUGAA
Spinacia oleracea (spinach) is the source of this 2783-nucleotide messenger RNA. Its product is annotated as heat shock protein 90-5, chloroplastic. The record is from RefSeq and is a predicted model, not a curated record. NCBI's taxonomy places the organism in Eukaryota, Viridiplantae, Streptophyta, Magnoliopsida, Caryophyllales, Amaranthaceae. The transcript has 19 exons. Gene Ontology annotation, biological process: protein folding. Bases 106 to 2487 code for a protein of 793 amino acids. Gene Ontology annotation, molecular function: ATP-dependent protein folding chaperone; ATP hydrolysis activity; ATP binding.